UUACAGUAAGGAUGGGCAGUGCAGCAGGCAGCCGGAGCGCACGCUCCAGCCGCCGGGGACCGUAGCCCGGGAGAGGCAGCCUGCAAGGCGCUCAUCCCGCGGAAGAGGCACGCUGGGCGCUCGCUGCUCUCCACGCCGGGGACGUUUCCACCGAAUGUAGCAUGAAACGGCUCUGCUCUGCGUGUCAGCCUUGGGGACGAGCUGAUGCUGAAGACGCCGCGGUGGGGUUCCAGCUGUCUGAUUAAUGAGAAACAUAAUGUAUUUUGGUGGUACAUGCCAGAGCCCUGCUCUCCCAGCCCUGGUCCGUCCACCAGCCCCUCCUCUGCAACCUUCGCUGGAUAUCAAACCCUUUCUUCCCUUUCCCCUGGACACUGCUGCGGUCAACCUCUUCCCCAAUUUUAAUGCGAUGGACCCGAUUCAGAAAGCUGUAAUAAAUCAUACAUUCGGGGUUCCUCUUCCUCAUCGAAGAAAGCAAAUCAUAUCAUGCAACAUUUGCCAGUUGAGAUUUAAUUCUGAUAGCCAGGCUGCGGCCCACUACAAAGGCACGAAACAUGCCAAGAAGCUCAAAGCACUGGAAGCCAUGAAAAAUAAGCAGAAAUCUGUAACUGCCAAGGACAGCGCAAAGACUACCUUCACCUCCAUCACUACCAAUACCAUCAAUACCAGCUCUGACAAAACAGACAGUACCACAGGGACACCAGCAAUAUCAACGACAACUGUGGAAAUUCGCAAAAGCAGUGUUAUGACAACUGAGAUCACCUCCAAAGUGGAAAAAAGCCCCACAACAGCCACUGGCAAUAGCUCAUGUCCUUCCACGGAGACUGAGGAAGAAAAGGCAAAACGGCUUCUUUACUGUUCGCUAUGCAAGGUUGCUGUCAACUCUGCCUCACAGCUGGAGGCACACAACAGUGGUACUAAGCACAAAACCAUGCUAGAAGCCCGGAAUGGAAGUGGGACUAUCAAAGCCUUUCCUAGGGCAGGCGUGAAAGGCAAAGGACCAGUUAAUAAGGGAAACACAGGUCUGCAAAACAAAACGUUUCACUGUGAAAUCUGUGAUGUGCACGUCAACUCGGAAACACAACUUAAACAGCACAUUAGCAGUAGAAGGCACAAAGACAGAGCUGCUGGGAAGCCCCCGAAACCUAAAUACAGUCCUUACAACAAACUACAGAAGGCAGCACAUCCACUGGGGGUAAAAUUAGUAUUUUCAAAAGAACCUUCAAAGCCAUUGGCUCCGCGAAUUCUACCAAACCCACUGGCAGCUGCAGCGGCCGCUGCUGCCGUGGCAGUGAACGCCCCCUUCAGUCUCCGAACUGCCCCAGCGGCAACACUGUUCCAGACCUCGGCGCUCCCUCCAGCACUCCUGCGGCCAGCUCCUGGACCUAUUCGGACCGCCCACACUCCUGUGCUGUUUGCUCCUUACUGAAUUCCAAAUGGGAGUACUUGUACCGCAAUAAUUUUUCAAAAGACAAAACAAACAAAACAAAAGAGAACUAUGCAGUGUUUAUUUAUAGUUUAAAGUAUAUCCGAAGAGCCAGGACUUUUGAUAGUGAAUUGAAAAGAUUAUUUAAAAAA
Molecule: messenger RNA, 1575 nt
Organism: Prionailurus viverrinus (fishing cat)
Lineage: Eukaryota; Metazoa; Chordata; Mammalia; Carnivora; Felidae
Gene: ZNF385D
Product: zinc finger protein 385D
Exons: 8
Coding region: 245-1426 (393 amino acids)
Cellular component (GO): nucleus
Molecular function (GO): zinc ion binding; nucleic acid binding
Source: RefSeq, a predicted model, not a curated record